AUGGAAACCGCAGCGCUGACCGAGGAGACGAAGCCGUUAUCUAAGAAUGCGCAGAAGAAGCUGGCGAAGGCCGCCCGAUUUCAGGCCAUGAAGCUGGAAAGAAGAGCGCGAGAAAAGGAACAGCGCAAGGAGAAGAAACGCAUCCGAGCAGAAAAACGUGCCGCCGGAGAACUGGACUCGGACGAGGAGAGGGAAGAGGAGGCGCGACGGAAACGCCGGAAAGGCGAUGGUGGCAAGCAGCAGAUUUUCGGAGCCAGAGUGGUGAUCGACUUGGGUUUCGAUGAACUCAUGAGCGAGAAAGAGAUAACUUCCUUGUGUUCCCAACUAGCAUAUACAUAUAGUGCUAAUCGACGCUCGUCUAACCCAUUCUCAUCGCUUCUCUUCACAUGUCUGAACGGCCGGACCCUAACCAGACUGGAAACCGUGGGUGACGCAAGUUACAAGAGGUGGACAAAUACCGAAUGGUGGACCGACGGCUACGAAAAGCUGUGGGAUGCAGAAAGCCCAGAUUCAAAACCUGCAGGUGUGGCUAACCCCCAGGAACCCGCGGAGGCAGGCACAGAUGCAGACCGACCAACGGUGCGCUCGAAGGUACCGAAGGAAUCUGUGGUCUAUCUCACGGCAGAUUCUUCCGAAGAAUUGCUCGAGUUGAAAGAAGGCGAGACGUAUAUCAUAGGUGGUAUAGUUGACCGCAACCGCUACAAGAACUUAUGUCUCAACAAAGCAAACGCAGCUGGAAUUCGGACCGCCCGCUUGCCCAUAGGCACCUACCUGUCCGACCUGCCGACGCGCAAAGUCCUCACAGUUAAUCAAGUGUUCGAGAUCAUGCUAAAGUGGGUAGAGACCCGUAACUGGGAACAGGCGCUGUACGCUGUUAUGCCCAAGAGGAAGUUCCAUACGGGCAACUCCAAGGAUAAGAGUGUCGCUGGGUCAGAACAGGGUCAGAACGACCAUGAUACUCCCGGCGAUGCAGUGGAAGAAGUAGUCGUCAGGGCAGAGGAUAUAGAAGCGGCAGAGGAGGCGCCCUAG
Molecule: messenger RNA, 1029 nt
Organism: Gloeophyllum trabeum ATCC 11539
Lineage: Eukaryota; Fungi; Basidiomycota; Agaricomycetes; Gloeophyllales; Gloeophyllaceae
Exons: 3
Coding region: 1-1029 (342 amino acids)
Biological process (GO): tRNA N1-guanine methylation
Cellular component (GO): nucleus
Molecular function (GO): tRNA binding
Source: RefSeq, a predicted model, not a curated record